AUGGCCUCGCUUUGCCCAUUUGUAAUGGCCAGUCGCUAUUAUGAUGCAGGGUGUCCGCUCUUCACCAGGGACUCCCUCCAGGCCAUUGAGGAUCAGUUAACCCGCGACGAUCACGCCUUUUCUCUACGGACGAUCAACGACGGAAUUGCCGAACAACGAAAUUCUCUCCAAGCGAACAACAUUAACGUUCACGGGAAGAUGUAUCACAUCGACUUCUCCAACUAUUAUGAGCUACUUGCAACAAUCUGGCACUCUCAACUCUCUAACUGGCCAGCAUUCAUGGCUUGUUCUAUGAUAGUCAUGUCCUCGAAUGAGUUUAACCAAUCUCGCUAUCGCCUUAAGGAGGCACGUCAGGCUUUCAAUAAAUCCUUGCGCGAUUGGCAUGAGGACGGGAAGUGUGCGCUUCUACGAGAACACCAGGCCAGGCUGCGGUUGCCGCGGAAUACCAAUCGAGUUGUCUGCCUAGCACUUGGUGACCCCUUCAGCGGCACGAAGUCUCAUCAAUAUAGGUCGAGGGACCAACAUGCCGCUGCGCUCACCAUCGCAGAAAUCCUACAGCAACGGUUCGGAGGUCUGAUCGAGAUACUGGCCCAGGACCCUUGUUACAGUACGGUGAGCAAGACCAUUCUACGUGAGCAGGGCAUCGAACCGAUUGCUGGUCACGGAGCCAAGGCCUUCCUAGCCAUUAACAGCCGAACAUUCGUGUUCACAAUAUGUCCGAGCAUCCCAGUGCGCCAGAUUGUUGCCGACAUAGCAAGGCCAGCGGGAAUACAUGUCUUUAUAGAUGCGGAUUCGCCCCGAACGCGCAGAAUGAUGCAGGAGUAUGAGGAGUAUCGACUGGCGCCGGCCUCCAACUUCGAGUUCGGCCAGAUGGCAUUCUACGCGAGGAAGUAUGAACGGAAGAGAUCGGCGAGCUUGCCGCACAUUCUACGGUCCGACGUCGAUCAGGAUGUCAUCGGUGUGGGCCAGUCGACGGCCGAGCGGGAUGACGUCGACUCGGAUGAUGGCGUUGAUGAUGGGGGCGAGGAGUGCGACUCGGAUUUCGAGAUGGGCGAGGCGCCUGCGUUGGUGGCCGUGGCCGUGGCGAAGGAGAAGCCGCCGCCCGAGGUGGAUGAGGAUGGCAUGCCAAUGAUCUCGUCAAGCAUUGAUCACAUUGCAGCGGCUCAGCUGCUCUAG
Molecule: messenger RNA, 1176 nt
Organism: Anthostomella pinea
Lineage: Eukaryota; Fungi; Ascomycota; Sordariomycetes; Xylariales; Xylariaceae
Source: the annotation of a GenBank genome assembly